CACAACAUGAAAGUGCGUCGAGUUGAUAGACCUUACCAAAAACCGUUUAUUUYCCUUAAGSAGAARCUAUGACCUGAAAAAAAUCAAACCUACUCAAUAUUCUAGGCAAUUGCAUCUUCUGUAGUUCUUCAUUGGUUCAAGAAAUAGCCRAACUGAAGUGUUAUUUUGRAGUUUUGUGGGCGCGCUUGAAAACCCGGUUAAAAUGAGUGAACUAACUGCGGACGAGAUAAGACGACGGCGUCUAGCAAGACUUGGGCAGUCAUCAAGCUUAUCAACAUCUCCACCUCUACAUGUUACAACCUCUGUACCCCAAAACUGUGAUGGCCAGAACACUAUCAUAACUAAGUCACUUUGCACCACCCCWGAGAGUGAGUCUUUAGACAGUGCUUACGGCUCCCUCCCUCAGUCAUUGGAGUUUGAAGAAUCACAAGAAUUGACAUCUGAAAAGAUUGGAAAGAGGUCAUCUCCCACUAUCUCAUCAUCUCCUACUGAUGGAUUCAAAUUCAAGCGCUCUAAAGAUAGCUCAGAUACUGAAACAAGUCCAACAUGUAGUAYACAGUCAACUAAGGUGACUGUGACAGAGGAAAUGCUUUUGUCAGCAGUUUGCAGAAUAUUCAAUGUGACAUGGAAGCCAAAUGCACCRCCUAGCASUACCUUCCUUCCUGGUAUUGCAAAAGACUUUCAAGACAGCCCUACAAAUGUCUAUUUUAACAUGAAUGACUURAUGAGUCAAGUUCUGGUUGAACGUCUGUCUCCUAUAUGCACAAAAACUGUCAGUGAGACAAKAAUGUCAGUUGACAGUUCAACAAUUGCUGAAGAAACCUCACAGAUGGCCAUUGAUGAUGACAGCGAGACAAGCAGUGAAUUGAAUGGUGAUGUUGUGUAUACACUGUACACACAAGCUGAACAGCUGGAGUACAUGAUGAAGUGUUAUGAGAGAGUAUCUGUAGAGGAGAAAUCUUACCCAAAGCGAUUACAAGAUAAUAACUGGACAAACUUUCUUAACCAAGCAAGACAACAAUGUGUUUCAUUUUCUCUUCUGGUGUUGGUGAAUGCUCUUACCCAUGAAAAAUUGCUGUCUUGUACAUCACCAUUGGUUUCAUAUCUUAUUUACAAAAAAGAUCAGAUUCCAAGAGGGUUCAUCAAUGACUUGGUAGUAUCAGCUGGUCAAAAUAAAGACCUUUUAUCACAAGCCUUCAUUCCUGUGCUGCUUGGAAUGAUGCAAGAAAUGAGAAAAACAACUUUGGUAGAUGAUCAUUAUAAAACAAUAUUAUCGAGUCUGUCUGAGUUGUGUGACAUUAGAGUGGGAAGUUCAUCCGUCAGACCAAUAUGUAAUACAAUUGUGCUGCUGGACUGUUGGAUGCCAAGUCCACUUUCAGAUGCUGUGGGCAAAGAAAUAGAGAAGCUCUCAUUCCUAGGGCCUUUCUUUAGCUUGUCAGUAUUUGCAGAAGAUAGUCCCAAAGUAGUGGAAAAAUAUUGUUCUGCAAAAAUUAUGACAAAAGAACAAGUGAAAUUGACUACUGCUUCUCUUCAGACUUCAUUGGAAUUUGUCAGGGCUGAGUUGUUCAAAGUAAUGCAUAGUCUUCUGGUGUCAAGCGACAGUAGAGAAUCAUGUCUAAAAUACAUUAGUACUGUACUUAAUAGAAAUGUUAAAAAGGCACAAUUGCAGGCUGAUGAUAGACAAGUUGCAAGUGAUGGUUUUAUGAUGAAUUUCAUGUCAGUUCUACAGCAGUUGUGUGUUAAAGUCAAAGUGGAAAAAGUGGAUACUUGUUACUUGUUCAAUUCCAAGUGCAGGCUGACCAUUCCAGAUGACAGCAGGCUCAAAGCGACGUCUAAUGAAGUCAAACAAUGGAAAGAACAGUGUGAUCCAAAUACAGAGCCCAAGUUUCCGACCGAGUGUUUCUACAUGGCAUAUGCAGCCCAUCACUUAGCUGUCAUACCUUGCUGUAGACGAUACACACGUCGACUUAGGGCAAUUCGUGACCUCACAAGGACUGUGGAGCAUUUAGAAUCACAGGAAAGUGAAUGGAUGGAGAGCCCUAUUGCAGUUAGAAAUAAAUUGUUAUUGAAGAAAUGGAGGGCGCAAAUAGAGAAAUUAGCGACAAGUAAAAUGACGUCAGAUGCUGGACUAGUAGACGAAAGAAUACUGCAAUCAUGUAUGAAAUAUUAUGGUAUGGCUUGUCAAUGGAUACUAAAUGUAGUGAAGGCUGACAAUGACAGGACAAUAUUACCACUAGCUGCUGAAAUACCUAAAGAGUUUGCUGCUCUUCCUGACUACUUUAUUGAAGACAUAGCCGAAUUUCUCUUAUUUAUCAAUCCGCAUGCACCUCAAGUGUAUGAGGAUCCAGCGGUUACCGAUAUAGUUCGAUUUCUUAUUGUAUUUGCUUGUUCUUCUCAUUAUAUAUCAAACCCUUAUCUUGUGGCCAAGAUUGUUGAGGUUAUAUUUGUUCUCAAUCCUAACAUUCAGCCGCGCACGGUCAAAGUACAUGAGAUGAUUAUGGGACAUCGGCUUGCGCAGGAAUUCCUUGCACCGGCAUUAAUGAAGUUUUACACUGAUGUUGAGACGACUGGGAGCUCUAAUGAAUUCUAUGAUAAGUUCAGCAUCAGAUAUCACAUAUCAAUCAUUAUGAAAAGCAUGUGGGACGAUCAUUUUCAUCGUAUGUCAAUCAUUAGACAAAGCAGUGAAGAUGGAUUUGUGCGAUUUGUUAAUAUGCUAAUUAACGAUACUAUCUUCCUAUUGGACGAAUCUCUCGAUUCACUAAAGCGAAUCAAUGAAAUCCAACAACUGAUGGCGAAUACCGCUGAAUGGGAGGCCUUGACACGGGAAAAUCGCACUAGUCGACAGCGUCAACUGGAAACAGACGAGCGCCAGUGCCGAUCGUACUUGACCCUUGCCUCAGAAACCCUGGACAUGAUGCACUACUUGACAAAGGACGUCAGAGAACCGUUCCUAAGACCUGAAUUGAUAGAUCGAUUGGCUGCCAUGUUGAACUUUAACUUGCAACAAUUAUGUGGACCUAAAUGCCGAAACUUAAAGGUGAAGUCACCCGAGAAGUACGGCUUUGAACCCAAGAAACUGCUGGACAGAUUGAUUGACAUCUACAUACACUUGAGCUCAGAUGAGUUUGCAAAUGCCGUUGCAUGUGACCAGAGAUCUUAUAGAAAGGAUUUAUUUGAUGAUGCAUGUAAACAUAUGCAGAAAACACUGAACAAACCAGAGGUGAGUAGAGAAGAACAACUUAAAUUGUUUGUAAAAGAACGGUAAUCGA
Molecule: messenger RNA, 3269 nt
Organism: Exaiptasia diaphana
Lineage: Eukaryota; Metazoa; Cnidaria; Anthozoa; Actiniaria; Aiptasiidae
Product: ubiquitin conjugation factor E4 B
Exons: 24
Coding region: 203-3265 (1020 amino acids)
Biological process (GO): protein polyubiquitination
Cellular component (GO): ubiquitin ligase complex; nucleus; cytoplasm
Molecular function (GO): ubiquitin-ubiquitin ligase activity
Source: RefSeq, a predicted model, not a curated record